Molecule: messenger RNA, 2349 nt
Organism: Symbiodinium sp. CCMP2592
Lineage: Eukaryota; Dinophyceae; Suessiales; Symbiodiniaceae
Source: the annotation of a GenBank genome assembly
AUGCUCCGGGUCCCGUCGAAUAAAGAUGGCGGCACUGUGAGUGUAUCGGUAGCAUGGCCGACAUUCGUCACCGAGACGCGUCUCACUUCCAACUUUGACUCUGGAAGGAAGCAGAAGCGAAGGAGGUCACGGUCGGCCAGCAGCGAUCUAGCCGUCGGCCUUACAGAUCGAGGCUGCCGUGACGGGACCUGCCUACCGCCAUGGAUGAGAAUCAAGCGCUUCUGGUGCCUAUUUGUUAUUGUUGUCUUGAUCGUGGCAGGAAGCAUCUACAAUGUGAUUCUCACCAGGCUCGUUUGGUUGGAUCACCAACGGAAUUCAGUGCUGGAAUUAGCGAGCCUGCAAGCGAUGGUGAUCACCAACCGGAUCAGAACAUCGAUUGGGGCCUUGAAAACACUCGAGGCAAUGAUCCAGCUCCAAGAGAUCGGAUUUGCCGAGAGCAACUUUCAUCAAAUCGCACCUGCGCUUCGUCGGACCUACAAAGGCAUCACGACCGUCGCCCUUGCAAAGCAUGGCGUCAUUUCAGUCGUCGACCCGCCGCAUCAAGAAGUUUCACUCCUGGGCUUUCCACUGCUGCAGUUGUUGCGGGAGGACGCAGAAGCCUGCAUUCUCUCGGGCUCUGCGAAGGCAUCCGCAGCUUGGGACACCAACUCAUCGGCAUUGGUGGUACUUCAUCCGAUUUUUGCUCCGCAUGCUGCCCGGAUACUGCCCAAUGCUGAGUGGAUUUUCAACGGGCAGAACUACAGCCGAGACUGCUCUUCUGCCUACGCAGCACCGGAGUCAACGGUUAGCGAGACAGAGGUGCAAUCCAGCUCGUUGAAUGACGAAGCGCAGCUGUGCUCCUUCCCGGGAGUCUCACAUCCUUCAGGCAGUUUGGCCUAUUUUUGGGGCUUCGCCAUGCUCUUCGCAGAUUUUGAGGACGCGGUGGACAUGGACCGCUUGCAUGAUCUGUACAGCGGUGGGUAUGCCGCGGCAGGAUUCAGAAACUUCUCUUGGCGAGUGACUGACAUGGACAAGCCAUCUCGGACCAUCGAAAGUGAGCACAUGCCUCACCUUUCGCACGAAAGCAUUGAUAUAGUGGGCGUUGAUGCAGAAGUGCCAGAAAUUGGGCUCAGAUGGCUCUUCGAGCUUUCUCCCAUCGCAGGCUGGCAGGACCGCAAUGGCUGGUGGGUUAACACCCUCGUGGCCUUCCCGGUGACGCUGGUUCUCAGCGUCGGUAUGGGCAUUUUCGUCAUCGCCAGCUUGCGGCGGCGGACCCUGGACAAGUUGAAGCUUCAGCGAUACCGGAGCGACGUUCUCUCCAAGGCAGUGUCUGCAUCAAUCGAAGUUCUCGAGAAAUUCCAGUUUCCCUUGUGUCUGGUGUCCGUCGAGGACUUCUUGGAGUGCGGGAAGUACCCUUCGUAUGAACAGCUGCGCGAUUUGGGCAAGCAUAUUUGGCUGGAUGACUGUUGGGAUGCCCAGGGGACCGAGGACGCAGGCAUCUUGCUCGUAAGCUAUGAUGGCACAGAUCGACAUACCGACGGCUUCCAUGAGGACGCUGACAUCUACAAGGCGAUGGUGACUAGCAUCAGAGGCUUGCAGAGGUAUGGUCUGAAAUUCAAGUGGGUGUGGUCAGAGUACAGCUGCAUGCCGCAGCAGAACAGCAUCCAACACCAGUGCGCGAUCAACUCCAUCGUGGGCUACUGCUCUUGCUUCAGGGCUAUGUUAGUGGUCGAGUCACGCAAAGGUUUUCCAGGUGCCGAGCAGCACGGCUUCUCCAGUUCCUUCGCUUCCUGGAGCCUCUUAGAGAGACUGUGCUUCGUGACUUGCCAGUGCUUGGAGGGUGAGGACACGAAGGUGUUCAGGUACACCGCGACGGGCGUCCUCAAAAAGGAGCGCAUCGACCGAAGUGCGGCUGAAUAUGCAUGGGACAUUUUGCGCGGCUCCUUCCACUGCUGCACGAAGUACCAUGCGGACGGACGCCCCUGCGACAAGCAGCGCUUCGUCGGCGCGAUUCUUAGCGCCUAUUGGCGGCUUUUGGCUCUAGAACGGGCAGGCGGCAGCGAGAUGGCUUCGCAACUGGUCCAGGUCCUUCAGGAGAGCACGACGAGAUAUUUCCCACCGACAUUCACGUACUGGAGUGAGCAGCGACCUCUUCAGCUGGAGUUGUUCGCUGGUUUGAUUGCAGUAGUGCAUGACAUGUUCGCAGAAGACUCUGCCAAGCCAGAUGCUGACAGGGCCAUUGUGCCCCACAUUGCAGGACUGUGCAGUGUUGAUGUCGGCAGUGGGAAACCCAAAGGCUUGCUAAGCCCGACAGCAGUCGCCGCGCUGAGCCAGGAGAGCAGGGAAGUCGUCCUGUCCGCGACGUUUUGA